Messenger RNA from Pomacea canaliculata, 2443 nucleotides. RefSeq names its product tripartite motif-containing protein 3-like. The coding region runs from base 911 to 2239 and encodes 442 amino acids. The record is from RefSeq and is a predicted model, not a curated record. The transcript has 3 exons. Lineage: Eukaryota; Metazoa; Mollusca; Gastropoda; Architaenioglossa; Ampullariidae. Gene Ontology annotation, molecular function: zinc ion binding.
UUUCUUGCAAGCAGCCAGUCUCUAGCAAAGCCUAGUCUCUGUCACCUCAAGUAACUAAAAGCACAAACUAUAGCAGAAAGAAAAUUACUGCUUCGUACGCAGUUAUUUGUACUUCGAACCCCCUGAUAGAUGCUAAUGAUUACUGGCUGCUCCGGCUAACGAUGACCUGUUGGCUGCUUAGUCUUACAGUCAGCGCUGAUUAGUAGCGCUAACACUAUUAUUGGAGCUAACAGAGUUCCUUGACUGCUCAUGCCGAUAGUGAUAAACAUAUAAACUAGCCUUAUUUGUUAACGUUGACUGCUGACUGCUUAAGCUUACAGUCUCCUUAUCUUCUACAGAGAUGUUGAUUGUUAGAGCUAACAUUGCUCAUCAUCUGCUCGAGCUAGAAGUAGCAUUGUAUCUUUUCUUAAGGUUAAACUUCUAAUACAUGUUACUCCGCUCGCUCUGAAAACUAUUUAUUAACUAAAACAAUCAACAUUUUUAAGACAUUAGUCAUUACAGAGAAUUAAAGACAGGCAUUUGCUAGAAUUCGCAAAAUUUUGAGGGAUGUUCAAGGUCCCUCAUGCUAAGGGUUGCUUGAGAUCGGUUAUCAGCUCCCGCACUUCACAGAGGUCAAAGGCAACAGAUUUUCGCGUCAUCUUUGAUAGUUUUCGUGACACAAUUGGCUGCAGUCGAUGGAAGAUACAGGGCAUUAUCAGAAAAAUUACAGAGUGCGCAUGUGCAAGAGUGUACUCAGCACUCAUAUCACAUGAGUUGUCGGCGUGUAAUAUUUUGGUUCGUAGCUCGUCAGCGACAGCGAAAGCUUGGUAACCUGCCAAGUGAAUUGUUUGAAAAGGUGCUCGGAGUAGUUGCACCUGAGGACUGAAACCCAACGCUUACACAUUUCUCAAUCCAGCCGUGCGCGAGGAGAAUGGCAAGCACUGAUGACUUCGAGCAGAAGCUCACGUGCAGCAUCUGCCUACAGGUCUUCCAGGAGCCACGCCUCCUCCCGUGCGGCCACACCUUCUGCCAGGCUUGUCUCACCAGCUACAUACUCAGCCGCCCCCCUACAAUCAGCCAGCGAGGUCAGCAGGGUUUUCUGUGUCCGAUCUGCCGAGAAUUUGUGCCCGCCUCUGACCGCCUUUCGCCGCAAGACAAAUGGGCCGCCUACUUCAAGCCCAACUUCCUGAUCCGGGACAUUGUGGAGAUGUAUGGCCGCAGCAAAGCGCACCAGCAGCGCCCCCAGCGGCCCGUGUGCUCAAAGCACCGCAGCAAAGCGCUGGAGCUGUACUGCAACGAUUGCCGCGCGGCAGUCUGUGACCGCUGCGUGUCACUGGACCACCGACGGUGCGAGCACGUGGUGGAGCUGGCGGAGGCGGCGCGGCGAUCGCAGCAAGCCGCAAGGCAGCAGCAGCAGACGGUGACCUGGUUGCUGCGGCAGCUGGAGGCUCGGAAGCGGCGCUGCAUGAUGGGACGGCGUGACCUGGAACGCAUCGAGCGCGACAUCGAGGCCCGAUUGGAGAAGGAGGGACAGGAAGUCUUGCGCAAGGUGGCCGAGGCCGUGCGCAUGCGCAAAGAGGCGCUGAAGCGAGAAGCCCGGGAAAACUGCAAGGCUGGCGCCAACGUCAUCAACACUUGCCUACACGAGUGUGACGAGGUGGCCAACACCCUCCGGGCCUUGGACAGGGUGCUGUGUGGCAGACUCGCCGCUGACCCCCUCCACCUCGUGGGCGGACAGCCAGGGGAGGAGCACAUCAACGGCAGUCUGCAACAACUGGAACAAGCUGUGCAGCGGCUGGAGACGCCGUGUCACUUCACGGUCAAGCUCGUCAUAGACGACACGGCAAUGACCCCCAUCUUGGCCAGCCUGACGCUAGGGAAGAUCACCAACAAUGUAAAAGAGGAUGGACCAGAGGAAAGCACGUCCUCUACAUUACCGGUGAAAUCUCAAAGAGUAUCUUCUGCUGUCUCGCUACCUGCUUCUGGUACCUUGUGCAGUGCUUCCUCAUCCUCUACACACCCUAGUCGACCAGCCAGUCAGCCCAGUUCGCGCUCUUUUUCUCAGCGUGGCCGCGUGGUGUCCGACUCCAAGCUACCGGCUCUCGAUCGGCGGGCCUUGAACCCCUGUUCAGAAGACGAACUGUCGAGGCCCCCACCUCUUCCAGCAAGAAGACACAGCUUUACCAAGACGCCGGUGGAUUCCAGCGACCUCACUCAGCCUCAUCUUCGGGAGCCGAGAAGAAGAAAGUCGCAGUCUUGAGAGCGUUGUCAAGUACAUUGUAAUGACCCCAGGCAUAUUACAUCAAAUGUUCACAUCUCUCAUUUUCAUGGUAUCUUUUCUGUACUGACUGACAUGAAUUAAUUACAAACUGUUAAACGGGUACAAUUAUCUAAAUUUCGUCAUUCUCUGGAUUAUUUUGGGGAAAAAAUAUUCAGAAAUAAUCUAAAUUUGAUAUUUUAUAUA